GGAUGGCUUGGAGUUUGGGGUAUCGAACGUGUGGACUAGGUUUCUGAUGCAUCUUUAUAUUCUGAGAUGUUACUAUGUUUGAAGUAAAUCCAACUUUUUAAAAUCCUGGUUAGAAGCUACUUUGUCAAUAUUGCGAACUUGCAAAAGUUGAAUCUUCAAAUUUGUCAUCUUCUCUUUCAUAGUUAAAGCUAAAGAAUCUUCAAUAUCAAACCAGCGAUUGAAACGAUAACUAAAUGAAGGAAUUUUAGAAUGUAGUAAAUCUCAUCCGACAAACAAUAAAUCCCACUAUCGGUGAGGGCAAUUCAGGUUGUUUACUUUGCCACCAGAUUGAACCCAUGGGAAAAUUACGUCACAAGUUACUCCAUAUUAUACAAAUUAAAAGUACAAGAAAAGAAGUCAUGUGCACGAUCUUUAUGGAACUACAUACCCACUACACUGCACUGGGUGAUGUUGUACAGCAAGAGAAUGAUUCAAACAAUGGACAUUUUACAGAACUCAUAAAUUUCUUCUAGAAUGUCAGCAAAAUUUUAUACGUUUUUGGUCAGUGUCAAAUCUCUCACCAGAUUUCCUAACAAAUUCCCGUCAACUUCGGACUUUGUCGCAGACAGAAUGUUCUCUCACGCAAAUUUCGUAAUUUAACACGUACAUAUGAAAAUGUUUAUCUAAACCUCUGACUCAUUUUUACUGGUUGUCAAUAUUUUUCCUAGUGGUAUCUGCGUGUACAUUGUAGAUUUAUCUUUGAAGUUCAGAGUUUUUCUCGGAUACAGUUUGUUUGUCCUUAUAGUUUAAGGUUUCAAUAUGGGUUUAUCUGUUCUCCUUUUUUCUUGCAUGUUGAGUUUGCAUGACAAUAUAGAUUGAAGGUUUCGUAAAUUUUGAAACAUUUGUACAUCUGGGGUCACUUUUGACACCGGAAGAAAAACCUUAUGAACCAUUUCUGAUCAUAUAUAUCCAAGGUAUAAAAUAAGAACUUUUUUCUUUCAUCCAUAUUCUUUUCUUCAAUUUUUAUCUUAGGGAUUAUAAAAAUUUAUUCUCGAGCCGAGCGUAUCAAGAAUAGCCGCCUACCUUUGUAACGCCUAGGGGUAAAACUUGCGUACACUCCAUCUCCCCAGACUCCACUUUGUGGGACUAUAUUAGAAUUGAUCACUAGAUGCAAAGAGCAAAUGGGAACAUUUGAGGAGGAGCUUAGGCAAAUGAAACAGGUAGUUCACGAGGGCAAUAUGAAGGUAAGUGAGGGAAUAAAGGAAUUGCAUUCUACUACUCAAGAAGAAUUGUUGAUUAAAGAUAAGAAUAUAGUUUCGUUGAAGUUAACAGAGAAUGAUGAUAAUUUAAGGACAUUGAAAGAGGAAUUGAGUAGUGCAAAAGAGAAUGAGGCUCAUACAAUGUAUUUAUUAUCUAAUUUCAAGAAAAGGGUUCAUGAACUAGAAGCUGAAGUAGCGAAUAGACGAUUAACGGAGUCUAGAAUAUUUGAUUUGUUGGUCUCAGAGACAAGGGAGUUUGAGCUAACUAAGAUUGAAUUUGAAGAAUCCAAAAUUGAGAUAUCUUUACUUCAUGAGGAGAUAAAAUCACUAGUGGCGUCGUUCGAGCAAAAUAGAAGACAUUGUGAUGGUUCUUGCGAUGGGAAGAUUGCUUUGGAGAAGGAACUAGGAUACCUCAGGUUUCAACUUGGAUUGGCGAAGGCGAAUUUGGCUCAGAUCCAAGAAAGAGAGAAGUUUGCUUCAUCAAAGGCUAAGGCACUGAGCGAUGAGAUUCACUUGGUUAGAAAUGAACUUAAAUUAGCAAAUGAUGCAGAAGAAAAGAGCCAAAAGGCCAUGGAUGAUUUAGCAUUAGCAUUUAAAGAAGUUGCUACUGAAGCUUAUAAGGCCAAGGAGAAACUUAAUGCUUCUCAAUUAGAAUUAGAACAAGUAAAAGAAGAGGCAGGACAAUUGAAACAUAUGAUCAGAAACACCGAGGCUGGGUAUCAAAAGCUUUUGGAUGAAGCGAAAAAGGACACUGAACUACAUAAACAAACAGCAGACAGAUUAAGACUCGAGUUUGAUGAGUCACGUUUGGCUGAAAAACAGGCGAGGCUAGUCACUUGUAUAAAGAAAGCUGAAGAAGAAAAAGCGGUAGCUCAGGAUGAGGCUGCUAAACUCGGGGAGUCUCUAAAAGUAGCUGAGCGUAUGACUAGAGCAGCAAGGAAAGAAAUUUACAAAUUGAGGGGCAUAUUGAGGCAGACUAUAAAUGAAGCGAACACAGCAAAAGCUGUUGCUGGCAUAGCUAGAGUUGAAAACAUUCAACUCAAAGAUUCCAAAGCUGAAAAGGAGGAAUCGAUUCGUCUUCUUACUCAAGAGAGUGAACGACUUAGGAUCAAUGAAGUUGCCGUUCAAGAAAAUAUCAAGGCGUUAAAACGGUUGCUCUCUUUGUCAUCACUCAUAAUUGAGGAUAAGAAGCAAGAAGAGGAACAUUAUGUGGAUCCCCGAAUCAAGAAAACUUCCAGCCUAAAUAUUAUUGUGAAUUCGCAACAAGAACAAGAAAAUUUAGGAGCAAAAAUCCAACAUGAGAAUACUGAAAAGGGCUCAAUAUUUCAUAUAAAUGAAUCACAAAAAUCAGAGCUCCACGCACCAAAACACGUAUCUCAUCAUCGGAAAGCAUACUCAUCUUCCUUCUCAGGUGAUGGAGGAACACUAAAAACCGAAGAUUUGUGCAUCAAAACCGAAGAUAAGGAGCAAGAAGAGGAACGAUAUGAGGAUUCCCAAGUCGAGAAAACUUUCAGCCCCAAUCAUAGUGAGCUCAAGCUGCAACAAGAACAAGAAGAUUUGAACGCAAAAAUCCAAGAUGAGGAUCCUGAAAAGGCCAAGGCACUUAAGGGCUCAACAUCUGAUAAUGAAUCACCAAAAUCAGAGGAAGAGCCCCAUACACUAUACCAGGUUCCUCGUCAUCGGGGAGCAUCCUCAUCUUCUUCCUCAGAUGAUGGAGGAACACGAAAAACGGAAGGCUCUGAUAGUUAUGGAAGUCCUAGAAGGAAGAAAAAAACAUUGUUUCGAAGAGUUGGUGAUAUCAUAAGGAGGAAAAGUUUUAACAAGAGGGAACCAUCCACCUGAUAGGCCCUUGUUUUGUAGAUACAACUUGUAAUUGUACAGCUAUUUUCAGCAUUUGGAGUUCUAAUUUUUGUACACGAUGCUUCAUUUAUCAGAGGACACAAGAAACU
Capsicum annuum is the source of this 3187-nucleotide messenger RNA. Its product is annotated as WEB family protein At3g02930, chloroplastic-like. The transcript is spliced from 2 exons. The coding region runs from base 1161 to 3080 and encodes 639 amino acids. The record is from RefSeq and is a predicted model, not a curated record. Lineage: Eukaryota; Viridiplantae; Streptophyta; Magnoliopsida; Solanales; Solanaceae.